Messenger RNA from Helianthus annuus (common sunflower), 1353 nucleotides. RefSeq lists its product as uncharacterized. The coding region runs from base 16 to 1158 and encodes 380 amino acids. Gene Ontology annotation, molecular function: DNA binding. The record is from RefSeq and is a predicted model, not a curated record. Lineage: Eukaryota; Viridiplantae; Streptophyta; Magnoliopsida; Asterales; Asteraceae. The transcript has 4 exons.
ACUUCGACACCAGACAUGAGAAAUACAGACACAACAUCACCAACUCUAACAUUACCUGAACUCUACAUCCCCUGUCGUCCCCGAUCCGGUCACCGUCGUCCCCGCACUUGUUUUCGCUCGUGGGAAAACACUUUUGCGAGAGCAAGUCAAAGUCGGAACAGAAGUAAAAACAAAAAAAGAAAACACGAAGUGGUUAUUGAAAAUGAAGAAGAGUUAGAGGGGGAGAAUGUAAUAUACAAGAAUGGAGAAAAGGUUGACCUAAACUUGGUAGCGCGUGUAGGGGACGGCGCGUACGAGAGGGAGUUAGAGAGCAUGACGCAGGGUAUGUCGAGAGUACAACUGGUAGGGUUUAUGGAUAGUUUAGAAGGAGAGUGGUGCGGUCGUAGUGAGCGGAGGAAGGUGGUGGUUGCCGCCGAAAUCGUCAAAGUUCUGCCGGUCGAUUGGAAGAUCGAGAUCGCCGUUCGCCGCCGUGCUCAACAGUGUUCUCUAUACUGCCGGAGUUAUGUAAGUCCAACAGGGAUGCAAUUUAAGUCAUGCAAGGAGGCUGCAGCGUAUCUAAGAGAUCAAUCUUCGAUAGAUGCGGGUCAUUCCAAACAAGGGGAGAUGAGACAGAUCAACAACGGUAGUCGUGUGCUCCUCAAAUCUAUAAACGAACUCACUAAUUCAUCGACUCUUCAUGAGGCAAAUAAUAACCUAUUGCAUGGAACAAAUGACUUGUAUGAUGUUGAAAUAGGCUCCUUUAUCGAAUGCUCUCCGUGUGGACUCACGUUUGAUGAUAUCGCUGCGCUCAACAAACACCUUGCGAUUGUUCACAAUAAAACAACCCGAAUAUUUGAGCUUCCAAAAAAACCUCCUGCUUUAGACAAGGCACAAGCGGACCGUGGUCAGCAUGCUGUUGUGGGCCAAGAUGAGUCACGAUUAGGUGAAGCAUCUUCCAGCUCACAAAAGAUGGCUGGAGUAGAGGCACCCGUAGCCAUGGUUAACAACAAUAACAAUGGCAGGUUCAGGACCAAAUGCACAUGGUGCAACAAAGAGUUCCUUAGCGAGCCGGUUGAUGCAGAAACAAUGGCUGAUGCAACCGGAUUUAUGUGUCCAGAAUGCAAAGAUGAGCUUUGGGGUGUUCCUGAAAGGAGUUUGUCAAGGGCUUAUCAACAGUAAGUUAAUUUGUUGUUUCCAGUUUGAGGCAGUCUUUUAGAUUUUGGGGAGAAGAAAAUGAAUGUUUUAUUUUGUUUAUUUAUUUAUUGUGUUGUAGACAAUAGUAUACCCUUUGAGUAUUCUGUAUGUAGUUUAGUUUUUUCCCCUGUAUGUCACAAACAGAUGGUUUUUUAUACAUAAAUUUAAAGGAUAAACACA